Molecule: messenger RNA, 1053 nt
Organism: Astyanax mexicanus (Mexican tetra)
Lineage: Eukaryota; Metazoa; Chordata; Actinopteri; Characiformes; Acestrorhamphidae
Gene: taf10
Product: TAF10 RNA polymerase II, TATA box binding protein (TBP)-associated factor
Exons: 5
Coding region: 252-830 (192 amino acids)
Biological process (GO): transcription initiation at RNA polymerase II promoter
Cellular component (GO): transcription factor TFIID complex; SAGA complex; nucleus
Molecular function (GO): RNA polymerase II general transcription initiation factor activity; promoter-specific chromatin binding
Source: RefSeq, a predicted model, not a curated record
AGAGUUUCCGGUAAUGGUCGCAGUCUCGCUGCUGUUGUGUUGAGACGCAGAUAAACACAGCGGGAGGAUUCGGGCUGAAAUAUCGAGUUUUAUUGGGUAUUAAAUCUGCAGAUUUUACUAUUUUAACCACAGAGAGAGUUUAAAACCCGUUUAAAACGCUCUCGCUGUGUUUAAGGCGGUUCCGGGGCUGUUUUAAAGCGCUAUUAGGAGCUGGUAGCAGGUAGCGGGAGCUGUCCGGGUCUCUGCCCGACAUGAACGUCGACACCCCCCAGCCCGUCUCCAGCGGAGCGGCGGCGAACUCCUCCGCAUCCGGAGGCAGCAGCAGCAGCAACUGCCUCCCCAACAGCAACUCCACAGCGAACAGCGGCGGCAGCGGCAUCCCCUCCGCGUCCGGCGGGAACGUGCCGACCUCAGCUGCAAUGGCAACACCAUCCUCAGACUCUUCGGUCUCCAACGGACUCUACGUGCCCACAGGAAUAGCCAAUGGAGACGUGAAGCCCGUAGUAUCAACCACACCACUGGCUGAUUUCCUGAUGCAGCUGGAAGAUUACACUCCUACAAUUCCAGAUGCUGUUACCGGUUAUUAUCUCAACCGGGCUGGCUUUGAAGCAUCAGAUCCGAGAAUAAUUCGACUGAUCUCCUUGGCGUCACAGAAGUUCAUCUCGGACAUCGCUAAUGACGCUCUGCAGCACUGUAAAAUGAAGGGCACUGCUUCUGGAAGCUCCAGGAACAAAACAAAGGAUAAGAAGUACACACUGACGAUGGAGGACCUGAGCCCAGCUUUAUCAGAGUACGGCAUCAACGUUAAGAAGCCCUACUAUUUCACAUAGUGACUUCUUUCACAAACGAACUGCUGAAAAUAUAAGAUGGAUUAUGAGCUCCUGUAAAUCACAUCACAUGUAUUUCACCAUGUGCACCACGAUAGACUGAUAAAACCUGAUUCAACUGAGUUUUUAUUUUAGUUUGUUUUUUUGUUAUUUUGUUUAAGCCAUGCUUGGUGUUUCAUCACAUGUUGGUAAACUUGGAUUGAGAAAAAUAAACAUGUUCAAUUUU